Messenger RNA from Podarcis raffonei (Aeolian wall lizard), 912 nucleotides. Its product is annotated as olfactory receptor 958-like. Gene Ontology annotation, molecular function: G protein-coupled receptor activity; olfactory receptor activity. Gene Ontology annotation, cellular component: membrane. The transcript has a single exon. The coding region runs from base 1 to 912 and encodes 303 amino acids. The record is from RefSeq and is a predicted model, not a curated record. Gene Ontology annotation, biological process: G protein-coupled receptor signaling pathway. NCBI's taxonomy places the organism in Eukaryota, Metazoa, Chordata, Lepidosauria, Squamata, Lacertidae.
AUGCGAAACCACACCGUAAUCUUGGAAUUCAUUCUCCUUGGCAUCCCCCACACCGAAGGCAUACACAACAUCCUCUUUGCCGUCUUUCUAUCUUUCUACCUCAUCACUUUGCUUGGCAACCUCCUCAUCCUCUCUGCCAUCAUCACUGAUGCUCGCCUCCACACUCCCAUGUACUGGUUCCUCUGCAAUCUCUCUGUGGUAGACCUGGGCUUCUCCUCCAUCAGCACUCCCAAGUUCCUGGCCAAUAUCUCGGCAGGGAGCAGAACCAUCUCCUUAGGCGGAUGCAUGUGCCAGGUCUUCUUCUACCACUUCCUGGGAAGCACCGAGUGCCUCCUCUACACCGUCAUGGCCUAUGAUCGCUAUGCUGCCAUCUGCCACCCACUGAGGUACACGGUCAUCAUGAACCGGAAAGUAUGUGCCCUUCUGGCAGCUGGCACAUGGUUCACUAGUUCGUUCCAUGCCACCAUUUUGACCAGCUUGACCUUCACAUUGCCUUACUGCAGAACCAACGAGGUGGACUACUUCUUGUGCGACAUCUUCCCAGUGGUCAAGCUAGCCUGCGCUGACACCUACAUCAUCGAGACGGUGAGCUUCACCAACAUCGGCGUGGUGCCCAUGGCCUGCUUCUGCCUCAUCCUCACAUCCUACGUCAGAAUUGCCAUCUCGGUCCUGAAGAUGCGCUCGGCGGAAAGCCGGCGCAAGGCAGCUUCCACCUGCGCGUCCCAUUUGACCGUUGUUUGCUUCUUCUUUGGGCCUUGUGCUCUCCUCUACACCCAGCCGUCCCUGAGCGAUGUGCUAGCUACACCCAUCCAGAUUUUCUGCAAUGUGGUCACCCCGAUGUUGAACCCCAUCAUCUACACUCUGCGGAACAAGGAGGUUCAGGCAGCUUUCAAGAGGAUGAAAGGUGCUUAG